Messenger RNA from Thermothelomyces thermophilus ATCC 42464, 1736 nucleotides. RefSeq lists its product as uncharacterized. Gene Ontology annotation, biological process: phospholipid metabolic process. The transcript is spliced from 3 exons. The record is from RefSeq and is a predicted model, not a curated record. Gene Ontology annotation, molecular function: phosphatidate phosphatase activity. NCBI's taxonomy places the organism in Eukaryota, Fungi, Ascomycota, Sordariomycetes, Sordariales, Chaetomiaceae. Bases 32 to 1438 code for a protein of 468 amino acids.
CUUACCUACCUUAGGUAUACAGGGCAUCCCAAUGCCCGACGAUUCCAUUCGACCUCUUAUCCACUCUCGCUCGGUUUCUCCUGCACCGACCUUCGGAGCCCACAACAAUAUGAACAAUCUGGAUGUCGCCGGGGGAAGUUUGCGAAGGAAGGAGCGGACUUCAUGGGUAGUGACGAUUUCGUAUGUCUUCGACUGGGUCGUGCUCGCUAUCUUCGCCGCAGUCGGCUACGUUUUGGGGAAGAUCACUCCGAACAAACGGCCGUUUUCUCUGGAUGACCGCAAUAUCGCUUUCCCUUACACGGUCGAGGAGACUGUCCCAGUCUGGCUGCUGGUAAUCAUUGCCAUCAUCGCUCCGAUCUGUCUCAUCGCUGUUAUCUGCCUCAUAUUCGUCCCCGGUGCGACAGUCCCCGUCGGGACGCCAAAGUCGCUGAUCUGGAAGCGCAAGCUAUGGGAGCUACACACCGGCCUGCUGGGUCUCGCCUUGUCGAUAGUCGCGGCUUGGUUUAUCACCAACGGCAUGAAAAAUCUGUUUGGAAAGCCACGGCCCGAUCUCCUGUCCAGAUGCCAACCCGACCUUGAUAAUCUCCCCAACUAUGUCAUCGGCGGCACGAAGGGGUUACCAAUGGCGACAGCGGCUGGGCAGCUCGUGAGCCCCAGCAUUUGUAAGAAUCCAGACAAGCAUAUGCUGGAUGAUGGUUUCAGGAGUUACCCGAGCGGGCAUUCAAGUUCUUCAGCUGCAGGUCUGAUUUACUUUUCCCUCUUCAUCGCGAGCAAGUUCGCCAUUACAAUUCCGUUCCUCGCCCCGGCCGGCUUCGCCGACGCGUCCGCCUUUACCGCUUUCCCCUCGCGCACACGCCUGCCAAACAUCAGAGUUUCCGGCCCCAAUUCAUACGAGCUACCUGACCGUAACCGCGGCGCGCCGUCGGCAUCGACGCUGGACACAGCCUUGGGUAACAAGGGUAUUUCGCGGCACAACCAGACAAUCUCAGCAGUGCGUCGUCAAGCGGCCGCGCCACCUAUCUACCUUCUCUGCAUCGCGGUCGUUCCCUUCUUCGCUUCCGUUUUCAUCGCCGGCUCGCGGUGGUGGGAUUUUCGGCACCACGGUUUCGACAUCAUAUUUGGUUACCUCAUCGGAACCGUCACUGCUAUCUUUUCCUUCCGCUACUAUCAUCUGCCCAUCUCCAGCGGUGCUGGAUGGGCGUGGGGACCUCGCAGCCGCGAUAAGGCGUUUUGGGCUGGUGUGGGAAGCUUCAGCUACGCAACGGACCAUUUGCGAGGGACGUACCGAUCCGGCGACGAAGAGGAAGCCCUGCCGAGUGCUGAUCCAUAUGGCCGUGGCAGUGCGCUGAACGGCACCACGGAUCAUGCUCCAUCCUCACGCAAGGCUGCGGGUCCGGAGGGGAGAGAUGUCGAAUAUGCUGGCGAUUCGAGGAUCUAAAAAGUGUUGUGAUAAGUAUGUUAUCUAUUUCGAUAUGAUUUGGGCAGCCAGGUGGGACUGGGUAUCUCACUGCCCUAGGGAAGGUUCGACGAGCUCAUUCGAGAGUGGGAAAUGCAUGGGCAUGGUGGUCCGGCGUUUAGGGAGGCCAUUUCCAACGUUAAAACACAAUACAGAAGCGGGCCAGCGGAACAUGGCGUGGACUUCAUAGUUGAUUCUGGGUCGGUCUGUUCAGGUUCUGGCGGGACAAAUUGAUCUUUGUCCAAAAUUUUAGUUCAUUUGUUCUUUCCGAACACUCGAU